Suillus subaureus is the source of this 399-nucleotide messenger RNA. RefSeq lists its product as uncharacterized. Lineage: Eukaryota; Fungi; Basidiomycota; Agaricomycetes; Boletales; Suillaceae. The coding region runs from base 1 to 399 and encodes 132 amino acids. The transcript has a single exon. The record is from RefSeq and is a predicted model, not a curated record.
AUGCCCCCGUUCUACGAAGUGGCUGUCGCCCGUUUUGGGCAAUCAUCCUCGAAAGCCAAAUGGGCAAUUGUUGUCGUAUUCACACCAUCUAGCCAUUCAUUAGUCUAUCAAAUCACUGGCUCGGCUGUUGACUACAGCCUUGAAGCACCGCAAUCAGUUACACUCAAGGAUGGGGAGAAUGGUUAUUUGGGGAGGGCACCUAUAGGACUGGUGGACUCCGAGAAUCUACACCUGCUUCACACCACACUUGCAUCUAUUCCUGUCGUUCGAGGAGAUGCCUCCUGGAGCAGCCACAAUUGGGUUAUGGAGGGUAUAGCUGCUCUGCGGAGAGUACAAGGAUAUCAUAUUGACCAGCAUGUGUCAAUGCAAUGGAUAUCAGAAAAGCUAGGAGGAAAAUAA